AGGUUCCUGCUUCCCCUCGCUCGGUUUAUCUGCGGCCACGCGUUGCGGGUUUCGAGCCUAGCCUUUUUCCAGUCCCUGCGAUCUCCGGUGGGGGCGAGCGGGGCCUGGUGGUUCUCUGCCUAGGAGCACGAUGCCUCAAAAAAUUUACUUUUGAGAAGAUGCGGAGAGGUUUCCAUUCCCCCAUUUUUUUUUUCUGAUACGGCCGACAAGGUAAUCUCUGGGAAUUGAAGUCAUGUGUGGAUCUUCUCGCUAAUUUUGAUUAGAAAACCAGCGCAAUGCAUAACUAGAUGGCAACCCUAAUUAUACUCAGAGGUGUCAAGGCCUAUAACGUCGUGAUUCGUCAGGCACUUGGUUCUGCAGAAAGGGUUGUAGCACGUUUCCGAAUGAGAGUUUGUUUGGAACAGCUUGCUCAAAGUCAUGGCAUUUGGUCAGGGAGAGUGAUCAAAGUAGGUGCUAGCAUGGUCCUGUCCUUUUUGGUAGUAUCGUUGCUUCCUUGGAAAGCUUGUACCUCUGUUCUCAUAUAAUUUAGCAUGCGCUGCGCUGCAUUCAGAGGGGGAGAUUCAACCAAGGCAUGUAAUGCCACGACGCUGCCCCGCGGCUCAUAUUCCUGGAAGCUCAGCAAAUGAAUGCAUGAGAGGAACAUUCCAACUCAAAUAUCGUGACUAGAUGUUGUCGGUAUGAAUUCGUCAUGAACAUGUCAGUACAGUCUGCUCCAUCGAAUUCUUCAAACGGGUUGACUUACCUGCUAAUUGUGUGCCAAAUAGAGUAAGCAGUAUUCAGGAAUUUUGGUCAGUCAGAAGCUACAUUUACUAGUGAGUUUCAAAAUUGGCUUCUCUUUGAAGAGAUAAGUAAUAUUUGUGGAAGCCUACUCAUCUUUUUCAACCUUUUCAGAAAGUCCUUGUGCUAUGUGUAGUGGGAUGUGGUACUGAGGACGUCUUCAUUCAAAAUCAAAGUGGCUAAGAGAUCAAAAGUUUCAAGGCCUAAAUAUGUAGAGAUGAAGAGUCCUUCCCCUUAAUCAAUUGUUCCUUCUUGUCAAUCUACAUCAGUUGCAGCGUUUCUUAGCUGGAAGGUUGGUAAUCCAGGUUGUUAUUCAGUGAAUUUAGGCUGACGGGACAUGGCGAUACGCAACCCAUUCUCUUUAACAGUAUCCCAUAAAGGUAGUAUUCUUCAUAACAUGAGCAGUAAUCAUAUCCACAAAAGAUUCAGGAAGACCAAGUAUUGUCUUGUAAGAUGUUACACUGCACCGCGGUUUUGACUGUUAGUAAUGCUCAAGCAUGAGACUGUCAAUUUAUAGUUGCUUCUGUGCGUCUUCUCUGUCAUUGGCCAGAGCUGUCCAGCUCGAUCAUUGGUGAGUCGCAAUCCUUACUUGAAAGUGAUAGGCUAAGACUUCCAAGUUGGGACUUAGAUAGUUUGAUUUAUCUGGUAAAAUUAGUUGAAAAAUUAAAACAUGGUAUAAUAUUUAUACAUUUAUAAGAUAAAUUUCACUUGUUUAUAUACCUUUUUUAUUUUACUGACUAGGCACAUUUAUGAGAUAAUAUCAUUUGAUCAUAUAAAUACAUUUUCACAAGUAAAUUAUCCAAGUUAAAUUAUUUCUAAUGUCUCUUCCCACGAGUCGUGAUGGAGAAAGUGCCAAUUCAAAUGGAAUAGCUCCAACAUGAUGUUUGUCAAAAUUCGAGAUCCUUUUAUUUUCGUCUAUUAAAGAGUAUUUUAAGUCCUUGAAGUACAUGGAAGGUUUGUUUCAAAAUAUACAAACUGCCCACCAAACGAUAUUCAGCCAGCAAGUGUGUUAGUGAAUUAAUCACUGUCGAUUGAUGAACUCCAGGGGGACAAUUAUGAAAGAAAGAAAUAAAAGUGUUCGAAGAAAGAAAGAACUAAUUCUUUUAAAAAAAUAAAAACGGAAGUCAUGAUUCACGCAGUUUUCUCCCUUCAGGUUUUCUCUAGGUCCAUGGAUUUCAGUGUCAGAGUGAGAAUUUAUAUGAUGCCAGAUCCUUGAGUACUACCUCUAAAGUUGUUUUGGAAGUUUUCAUAUUAUGUUUUGAUAACAAAGCAAUAGUGUUAUCAUGAUAGCAGUAUAACACCUAUUGUGUGAUCUGCAUUGGAUGUCUCCUAGAAAUGCACAUCACAAGUUAUAGCUUCUUGCGUACACAUUGGAAGGCAGGACGGAAUAGACCUGACAUAGGAAAACAUGAUUUUUAUUAUGCCAUUAGUAAUCUUCAAAAAGCAAAUUUCUGUUUACUGCUUUUACUUUUGGCACAGAAACACACAUCAGUACCUGGGCAUAAAAACAGUACACCGAGAGUAACAAUUUAACAGAUGCAAUUGUUGUGCUGAGGCCAUUUUCUUUUUCCUAGAUUUUUCCUCUUAUUUCAUCCAAAAUGUUUAUAUUUCUAGAUUCAAUGAGAUAAUUGUUUAUUCAACCAAAAUUAUGUCUCUUAUUGUUGCAGUAUACCUGAGAUAGUACACAGCGUUUUACCUAUUGGAUUGCAUUCAUCUAGAAAUAGUAAUCUGCUCAAGUUUCAUCAUUCUAUGCUAUGAUUGUCUAUAAGUAAUAAGAUGCUCAAGUUUUGGCGCACAUCCUUUAGGCUUUAGCAGAUUAAAGUUUCUAUGCAGAUUCAGUGAAGGCCGGAUCAAUGGCAUGUUCUGUUCUUAUGGAUGGGUUAGCAUUGUAUUCCGGAAGAUUGUUGCUAUUCUAUCAGCAGUUGCCAGCAUUAUGCUUUUAGACACAGCGUAAAUUAGCUCCCGUAGGCUGUAGUUGUGCAAAAUAUACUUCCAUUGCUGGCUAGCACAGUACAUGAAUAAUUCAUGGACAAGUUUGGCUAUUGAUUGAUAGGUGGUGCCCUUCUUAUAUUAGCAUGUAUCCCUGAAUUGACAUUACUUUUCUGGUUACAGAGCACAUUCAUUUCUCCCUCGUGUCGGCAGAUGUCUUGAAACCCACAGAUUUUUAAGCUGUCCUUUCCUGUCAUUUCUGAGUAAAAGUAACUGGUAGAUGGUCUUAUUUCCCCUUUUUUUACUGAAUAUGUUCUUUAGAGAUUGGUGGAUUAAGAAAGUCUAGUUCUUAUCCGUUCUUUGCAUCGAGUUACAGAAUAACUGUUUACUGACACAUGAUUCAGUUGUAUGUUGUUUUUUUAGCAAACAUGAACAUGCACUGCACGCUUUUGCAUUGAGGAGAAAAGAACUGAGAACUCUGCAGAGGCUAAGCUUACCUGGUCAGUUGUAUGGUGAUGCCUACCAGUCUUGGAGAGCUACAAGCCUAGGAUGCUGACUGCCUGAAUGUUCCAACUUUCUCAACACGUUUUGAUGCAACAUUAACAUCAUGGUGCUCAAUAACAUCAUAUUGGUUCAUAAUCCAUACAUCCAUAAACAUAUGGUAGGCAUGCAGCUUGCAGAGGACACAUGAAGGUCAGGUUGUUUCUCGUCCUCUCAUCUGCCAUGCUAUAGUGCACCAGAUGAUGAAAUGUUGUUGAAAUAUAGUUUCUUAAGAUGGCACGAGGUCGACACACAUAUAAAAGCUGCGGUUACACCAGGUGCUCUGCAGAUUCUAUACUCAGGAGAUGUCAUAGUUUUGGUUCUUGUGGCAUCAUUUGCAAUCAAAUUAUCGUUUUAGAACAGGAUAGCUAACUAGGGAAUUGAGCUAAUCUAUCUGCAAGUUGAGAAUUGUUCGUUUCAUUAUGCUAAUUAAUUAAGAUCAUACCAAGUUACCAAACCCUUGUACCAUAUUGAAUAUUGAAGUACAAGAAUCGACUUGGUCACCGAGCUUGACACAUUUUUGUUUGAGUGAGCAUUAUCAUCAACUAUAGUAGUUGUACUUCGUGAUGCUGCAGUACAUUCAGUAACUGCUUUUUUAACAAAAACUUAAACACAACACCGUUUAUCAUGGGUCAGACUGGACUCUUGCUUCCAGAUCACACUAAGUUAACCAAAUCACCAUCACUAUCUCCAUCAGUGAAUAGAAAAGCAUGAAAAUUGAAAAGGACAAGACAAUUUUUUCUAGUGAAAUUGCACGGAGCUAUACAUAUAUGCGGGCAGACAUCCAUUGCAGUUGCAACAGAGCUUUCAUGACCCUUUUGUCUGAUGCUUGUCUGCAGAGUUUGGUGGCUCGCAACAUGUAUAAAAUGCAAUAGAAGCUUAAUGACAGCCUUGUUAACUCAGUACUUAAUCUGGUGCCAGCUAAUAGUAAAUUGAUCGAUGGGGAGGCAGCCAUGCUGUGACAAGCAGGGGGUGAAGAGGGGGCCGUGGACAGCAGAGGAGGACAAGAAGCUCAUCAGCUUCAUCCUGACACACGGCCGAUGCUGCUGGCGAGCAGUGCCUAAACUGGCAGGGCUGCUGCGCUGCGGCAAGAGCUGCCGGUUGCGGUGGACUAACUACCUCCGCCCUGAUCUCAAGCGUGGCCUCCUCAGCACUGCCGAGGAGCAGCUCGUCAUUGAUCUCCAUGCCAAGCUCGGCAAUAGAUGGUCCAAGAUUGCCGCCAAGUUACCUGGGAGAACAGACAACGAGAUCAAGAACCACUGGAACACACACAUCAAGAAGAAGCUCAUCAAGAUGGGCAUCGACCCAGCCACGCACCAGCCUCUGGCCAACUCCAAGGCGGCUACUUCACAAUCCACGGAUACUGCCGAAUCAACAAAAUCCAGUGACACUAGAGACGAGCAGGGCGUGAAGGAAGGUAGCCGUAGGGACAUGGCACUGCACACUGACUCGUCGGAGCAGUCCAGCUGGCUUGAGUCAGGAAACAAUGCCGGUGGUCAGGACCAGGAGCAGCUGGUGAAGUGGCUGUCAGAGACGGAUCUGCCCGUGGAUGAGCCGUGGCUGAAUUUUACGAGCACCAACGGUGAUGCGCUUGGCAUCGUGGAGGAGCCAUUGCCAUGGGACGGAGCAACAGAUUGGCUGCUUGACUACCAAGAUUUCGGCAUGUGCAGCUCGGACUUGAUCAACAGUACAACACUUCCAAGCUCAGAUGGAUCAAACUUCUGAAGAUCAGAGAAGACAGGCUGCGGGUGUGCGUGCACCGCGGUGUUCCUAGUAAUAAGACUGAAAAAAUACAGGCUUGAGGCGUAUUUAGGCCAUAGAAUAGUGAUAUCUUGCCCUUAAACUUAAGGGUUCUGUGUUGGUAGAACCAAAUGUUUCUCAGUAUGAGAAGUUGUAGGAGUACAGAGUCCAUUGCUCCAGACAUGCAAUACAUCCUAUGAGCCACUUUACUGUGAUUUGUGCAAGUUGAGGCUGUGCUUUGAAGCGACAGUGAGGUUUAUCUGA
Molecule: messenger RNA, 5250 nt
Organism: Panicum hallii
Lineage: Eukaryota; Viridiplantae; Streptophyta; Magnoliopsida; Poales; Poaceae
Product: protein ODORANT1-like
Exons: 3
Coding region: 4186-4971 (261 amino acids)
Source: RefSeq, a predicted model, not a curated record